ACCUCCAGAUGACUGUGCAGGCCCUGCAGGAUGAGCUGAGAACUCAGAGAGAUCUGAAUCAGUUGUUCCAGCAGGACUGUAGUGGAGGGAGACCUGGAGAACCUCUGUCAUUCGAACCCACUGAGGAGAACUUCCACAGGCUCCAAGCUGAACACCAGAGACAGGCCAAAGAGUUGUUCCUCCUGAGGAAGACGCUGGAGGAGAUGGAGUUGAGGAUCGACAGUCAGAAACAGACCCUGGGGGCCAGAGACCAGUCUAUCAAGAAACUACUGGAGAUGCUGCAGAGCAAAGGUCUGUCAGCCAAGGCCUCAGAGGAAGACCAUGAGAGGACCAGGAGACUGGCUGAGGCUGAGAUGCACAUCCACCACCUAGACAGUCUACUGGAACAGAAAGACAAGGAGACCAACGCCCUACGAGAGGAGCUGCACCGACGGAGCUAUGAAGGAGCCCCUGAAUCAGCCAAGACCAAGGCCCUGCAGACCGUCAUCGAGAUGAAGGACUCUAAGGUCCAGUCUCUGGAGCGAGGUCUGAGGGACCUGGAGGAAGAGAUUGAGAUGUUAAAGUCUAACGGGGCUCUGAGCACUGAGGAGAGAGAGGAGGAGAUUAAACAAAUGGAGGUGUACAGAUCCCACUCCAAGUUCAUGAAGAACAAGGUAGAGCAGCUGAAGGAGGAGCUGUCUCAGAGAGAGGUCCAGGGGGAGGAGCUUAAGCAGAAGGCUGCCGACCUGCAGCAGGAAGUGUCGGCCAUUGACCAGGUAAAGCAGGACCUCAGCAGGAAGGAGACGGAGCUGAUGGGGAUGAGGACCAAGCUGGAGACUCUCACCAACCAGUUCUCAGACAGCAAACAGCACAUCGAGGUCCUCAAGGAGUCACUGACCGCUAAGGAACAGCGCUCUACUAUCAUCCAGACAGAGGUGGAUGCUCUUCGUCUGCGUCUGGAAGAGAAAGAUUCCCAGCUGAAUAAGAAGUCGAACCAGAUCCAGGAGACGUCUGAGGAGAAGGGGACGCUCAGCAGAGAGGUACACGACCUCAAGGACAUGCUGGAGGUCAAGGAGCGCAAGGUCAACGUCCUGCAGAAGAAG
Messenger RNA from Oncorhynchus gorbuscha (pink salmon), 1082 nucleotides. Its product is annotated as ELKS/Rab6-interacting/CAST family member 1-like. Gene Ontology annotation, molecular function: structural constituent of presynaptic active zone. Gene Ontology annotation, biological process: regulation of synaptic plasticity; maintenance of presynaptic active zone structure; neuromuscular synaptic transmission. Lineage: Eukaryota; Metazoa; Chordata; Actinopteri; Salmoniformes; Salmonidae. The transcript has 8 exons. Gene Ontology annotation, cellular component: cytoskeleton of presynaptic active zone. The record is from RefSeq and is a predicted model, not a curated record. The annotation marks the transcript as partial.